GAUCUAGUCCACCCUCUCUUGGCACUUGGCAUUCUCAUCACUCAAACAACUACAUUCAUUACAACAUUUUCACAGCUUCAUUCACCGUUUGCAGGUCAAAUCAAACGUUUUAUCCUUCUUUGUCACAUAUCUCUAUCUACAACACAAGAGACUUAUUCCAAAAUGAAGCUGUCUUCUUUCCUCUACACCGCCUCGCUGGUCGCGGCCAUUCCCACCGCCAUCGAGCCCCGCCAGGCCGCCGACAGCAUCAACAAGCUGAUCAAGAACAAGGGCAAGCUCUACUACGGAACCAUCACCGACCCCAACCUGCUCGGCGUCGCAAAGGACACCGCCGUCAUCAAGGCCGACUUUGGCGCCGUCACCCCCGAGAACUCGGGCAAGUGGGACGCCACCGAGCCCAGCCAGGGCAACUUCAACUUCGGUAGCUUCGACCAGGUCGUCAACUUUGCUCAGCAGAAUGGCCUCAAGGUCCGAGGUCACACUCUGGUCUGGCACUCUCAGCUCCCUCAGUGGGUUAAGAACAUCAACGACAAGGCUACUCUGACCAAGGUCAUUGAGAACCACGUCACCCAAGUCGUUGGACGCUACAAGGGCAAGAUCUACGCCUGGGACGUUGUCAACGAGAUCUUCGACUGGGACGGUACCCUCCGAAAGGAUUCUCACUUCAACAACGUCUUCGGCAACGAUGACUACGUUGGCAUUGCCUUCCGCGCCGCCCGCAAGGCUGACCCCAACGCCAAGCUGUACAUCAACGACUACAGCCUCGACUCCGCCAGCGCCUCCAAGGUCACCAAGGGCAUGGUCCCCUCCGUCAAGAAGUGGCUCAGCCAGGGCGUUCCCGUCGACGGCAUUGGCUCCCAGUCUCACCUUGACCCCGGUGCCGCUGGCCAAGUCCAGGGUGCUCUCACUGCCCUCGCCAACUCUGGUGUCAAGGAGGUUGCCAUCACCGAGCUCGACAUCCGCACUGCCCCCGCCAACGACUACGCCACCGUCACCAAGGCCUGCCUAAACGUCCCCAAGUGCAUUGGUAUCACCGUCUGGGGUGUCUCUGACAAGAACUCUUGGCGCAAGGAGCACGACAGCCUUCUGUUCGACUCCAACUACAACCCCAAGCCUGCUUACACUGCUGUUGUCAACGCUCUCCGCUAAAUGUGGCUUGCGUGACAGGAUCAGAUCUCUGGUCUUGAGGGGGAGCAUCGUUGCAGUUGCUUUUGGUCAUCACCGUAUUCUUCUUUUAUAACUCUGUAUAUAGUUGUUUGUUUGUACAAAAUCUCGUCAAAAUGGUAACUGCUUGGUCGGUUGUUGGAAGAUAGCUGGGCUAGUAGUCAAUACAUAUC
Molecule: messenger RNA, 1337 nt
Organism: Fusarium verticillioides 7600
Lineage: Eukaryota; Fungi; Ascomycota; Sordariomycetes; Hypocreales; Nectriaceae
Product: endo-1,4-beta-xylanase C
Exons: 2
Coding region: 163-1149 (328 amino acids)
Biological process (GO): carbohydrate metabolic process
Molecular function (GO): hydrolase activity, hydrolyzing O-glycosyl compounds
Source: RefSeq, a predicted model, not a curated record